AUGUUGUCCACCCUCAGAAUCGCCAGCCGUAAGGCUGCUACCCGUGACGCUAGUGUGCGCACCGUUAUUGUCGGCGCCAGACACGCCUCCGCCUGGUCCAACGUGCCUCAGGGUCCUCCCGAUGCUAUCCUGGGAAUCACCGAGGCCUACAAGGCCGACACCUUCCAGGAGAAGAUCAACCUGGGUGUCGGUGCUUACCGUGAUGACAAGGGCAAGCCCUACGUCCUCCCCUCCGUCCGUGCUGCGGAGGACAAGGUUGUCGCCUCCGGCUACGACAAGGAAUACGCUGGUAUCACCGGUAUCCCUGCCUUCACCAAGGCUGCUGCUGAGCUGGCCUACGGUUCCGACUCCGCCGUCCUUAAGGAGGACCGUCUCGUCAUCACCCAGACCAUCUCCGGUACCGGUGCUCUGAGAAUCGGUGGUGCUUUCCUGCAGCGCUUCUACCCUCACGCGAAGAAGGUCUACCUUCCCACCCCCAGCUGGGCCAACCACGCCGCUGUCUUCAAGGACUCCGGUCUGGAGGUCGGACAGUACCGCUACUACAACAAGGACACCAUUGGCCUCGACUUCGAGGGCCUGCUGGCCGACAUCAAGGCUGCUCCCGAGAACAGCAUCAUCCUUCUCCACGCCUGCGCUCACAACCCCACCGGUGUCGACCCCACCCAGGACCAAUGGCGCCAGAUCAGCGACGUCAUGAAGCAGAAGGGUCACUUUGCCUUCUUCGACAUGGCCUACCAGGGCUUUGCCAGUGGUAACGCUGACCAGGAUGCCUUUGCUCCCCGUCACUUCGUGAAGGAGGGCCACAACAUUGCUCUCUGCCAGAGUUUCGCCAAGAACAUGGGUCUGUACGGCGAGCGUGUCGGUGCCUUCUCCCUCGUCUGCGAGUCCGCCGAGGAGAAGAAGCGUGUGGAUUCUCAGAUCAAGAUCCUCAUCCGUCCCUUCUACUCCAACCCUCCCAUCCACGGUGCCCGCAUCGCCUCGACCAUCAUGAACGACGCCAAGCUCAACGAGCAGUGGCUGGGUGAGGUCAAGGGCAUGGCCGACCGCAUCAUUGAGAUGCGCGCUCUCCUCCGCAAGAACCUGGAGGAGCUUGGCAGCAAGCACGACUGGUCCCACAUCACCAGCCAGAUCGGCAUGUUCGCCUACACUGGUCUCAAGCCCGAGCAGAUGGACGCUCUGGCCAAGGAGCACUCCGUCUACGCCACCAAGGACGGCCGUAUCUCCGUGGCCGGUAUCACCAGCGGCAACGUCAAGCGUCUCGCCGAGUCCAUCUACAAGAUCACCGGUUAA
This is a messenger RNA of Aspergillus tubingensis, 1290 nucleotides long. RefSeq names its product putative aspartate aminotransferase. Gene Ontology annotation, cellular component: mitochondrion. Gene Ontology annotation, biological process: L-aspartate catabolic process; biosynthetic process. NCBI's taxonomy places the organism in Eukaryota, Fungi, Ascomycota, Eurotiomycetes, Eurotiales, Aspergillaceae. The record is from RefSeq and is a predicted model, not a curated record. The transcript has 6 exons. The coding region runs from base 1 to 1290 and encodes 429 amino acids. Gene Ontology annotation, molecular function: pyridoxal phosphate binding; L-aspartate:2-oxoglutarate transaminase activity.